Molecule: messenger RNA, 11853 nt
Organism: Mizuhopecten yessoensis (Yesso scallop)
Lineage: Eukaryota; Metazoa; Mollusca; Bivalvia; Pectinida; Pectinidae
Product: phospholipid-transporting ATPase ID-like
Exons: 25
Coding region: 182-3859 (1225 amino acids)
Biological process (GO): phospholipid translocation; Golgi organization
Cellular component (GO): plasma membrane
Molecular function (GO): ATP hydrolysis activity; ATP binding; ATPase-coupled intramembrane lipid carrier activity
Source: RefSeq, a predicted model, not a curated record
CACUUAUGAUUAACUGACUUCUGGUACAGAGGCCUAGCUGAGGGGUCGCCAUGCAUUCACGACUUACAGAUUUUUUUCUUGAGUUUCCAUUCGAGAUCAAUGUACUGAGAUACAGCCACGAUGAAGUGACAGUCUGGGACAAAGAUUUGUAAAUAUUUUGUACAGGUAGAAAGGGUUGAAAAUGUGGCCCACCAAGGAAAAGCCUGUAGAGCUGGAGAGGCGAAUUAAGGCCAAUGACUCCACCUACAACAAACAAUUUAUGUACGCGAAUAACUACAUAUGUACCACCAAGUACAAUUUAUUUUCGUUCCUACCAAAGAACAUGUUCGAGCAAUUCCAACGACUGGCCAACGCCUAUUUCUUGUGCCUACUUAUACUACAGCUGAUUCCAGCAAUCUCCUCCCUGACGCCUUUAACAACGAUGAUUCCAUUGGUCGCUGUGCUUGCAGUAUCCGCGCUCAAGGACGCGGUUGAUGAUUUUAGACGACAUCGUAGCGAUGGGCAGGUCAACGAUCGACUGUCUUUUGUAUUGCGGGACGGGAAACUGGUGGAGGAACGGUGGCACAAAGUUGUUGUCGGAGAUAUCAUCAAGAUGGAGAAUAAUCAGUUUGUGGCGGCGGACCUUUUCCUUCUAUCAACCAGUGAGCCCCAUAGCUUGUGUUACAUAGAGACUGCUGAACUUGACGGGGAGACAAAUCUCAAAGUGAGACAAGCUCUACCGGAAACUGCUGAACUUGAGAAUGACAUGGAGAAGCUAACAGAAUUUAAUGCUGAAAUCGUGUGUGAAGCGCCUAACAACAAACUGAGUAAAUACGAAGGCACGAUGAAAUGGAACAACCAAACUUUCUCUCUAGACAACGAUAAGAUGCUGCUCCGCGGUUGUGUGCUUCGUAACACACAAUGGUGCUAUGGUUUGGUCAUAUUCGCUGGUCUAGACUCGAAAUUAAUGAUGAACAGUGGGAAAUCUAUCUUCAAAAGAACACACAUUGACCGUCUCCUUAAUAUCCUCAUCAUAGGUAUUUUUAUAUUUUUACUCUCAUUAUGCCUGGCCAUGACAAUAGCUUGUGGUGUAUGGGAGACAGCUACGGGCUAUCAUUUCCAGAGUUAUCUCCCCUGGGAGUCCUAUGUUCCUGGCUCCCCUGACAAGUCAGGAACUGUAGCUGAGGGCGCCACUGUUAUAUCACUGCUGAUAUUUUUUUCAUCCAUCAUCAUCUUUAAUACUGUUGUGCCCAUCUCCUUAUAUGUCAGCGUGGAGAUAUUCCGCCUGGCGAAUAGUUUCUGGAUUAACUGGGAUGGGAAGAUGUACUAUAAGAAGGUAGACACGCCUGCCAAGGCGAGAACCACCACUCUUAACGAGGAACUGGGACAGAUAGAAUACAUCUUCUCCGAUAAAACUGGUACUCUAACACAGAAUAUAAUGACGUUCAAUAAGUGCUCUAUAAAUGGGAAGUCCUAUGGUGACGCUUAUGACGAUUUCGGGAACGCUGUGGAAGUGACUGAGCAUACGCCAAAAGUGAAUUUUUCCGACAAUCCUUACUUCGAGACAAGUUUUGAUUUCUACGACUCUCAGCUUUUGACAGCUAUCCACGAUGGAAACCCCCUUGCACAUAGGUUUUUCUACAUCCUGGCUCUUUGCCACACUGUUAUGCCGGAGAUGAAUGAUGGUGUCCUUGAGUAUCAGGCCCAGUCACCUGACGAGGGAGCUUUGGUCGGUGCUGCCAGGAACUUUGGUUUCGUCUUUAAGUCCCGAACACCACAAACCAUCACCAUUGAAGUGAUGGGCAAGCAAGAAGUGUACGAACUGUUGUGUAUCCUCGACUUCAACAAUGUCCGAAAGAGGAUGUCUGUGGUGGUCAAAAAAGAUGGUAAAAUCAUGCUUCUGUGUAAGGGUGCCGAUUCUGUGAUCUACGAGAGACUGGACUCGAGCUGUGCCAACGCUAAGGAGCUUUGUACUCAUCACUUAAACGAAUUUGCUCAGGAUGGCCUUCGAACACUUUGUCUGGCCGAAAAAGUUAUCCCUCAAAGUCAAUGGGAUGCAUGGCAGAAGAAACACCACGAAGCCAGUACAUCAUUACAAGAUCGUGAGGAAAAAGUGGACGCAGUUUACGAGGAGAUUGAACAAAAUCUAAUUCUUGUGGGGGCUUCUGCCAUCGAAGAUAAAUUACAAGAUGGAGUUCCUGAAGCCAUAGCUAAUCUUGCAGAAGCUGGGAUCAAAAUCUGGGUACUCACAGGGGACAAACAAGAAACUGCUAUCAAUAUUGGGUAUUCGUGUCGUCUGCUGACUGAUGAAAUGGAAGACAUUUUUGUGAUAGACGCUGAAUCUUAUGAAGACGUGAGAAAACAAAUGUCUGAUGCCUUAGAGGAGGUGAAGAGGAUUAAUCGUGAGAAGAAGGAAGCCUCGCAAACUGAUAAUGUACAAAUUGCAAAUGGUGGCGGCCAACAAUUCUACAACGGUGGACCGAGUAGUGCUGUGAUGGAAGACGAUGAUAUAUGUAAUGAAUUUGCACUUGUUGUCAAUGGUCAUAGUUUGAUCCAAGCACUCAAACCGGAGAUGGAACAGCUACUUCUGGAGUUAGGCUGUUCCUGUAAGGCAGUCAUCUGCUGUCGAGUUACACCACUACAAAAGGCGCUUGUCGUUGACCUGAUCAAGCGUAACAAGAAAUCAGUCACCCUUGCCAUUGGUGAUGGAGCUAAUGAUGUCAGCAUGAUCAAGACGGCUCACAUCGGUGUUGGUAUCAGUGGCCAGGAGGGACUCCAGGCCGUCCUUUCUAGCGAUUACUCCAUCGCUCAGUUCAGAUACCUCGAGCGUCUGCUCCUCGUCCAUGGGCGCUGGUCCUACUUCAGAAUGAGCAAGUUCCUCAGAUAUUUUUUCUACAAGAAUUUUGCUUUCACAUUGUGUCAUUUGUGGUUUGCGAUCUUCUGUGGUUUUUCUGCACAGACUUUGUUUGAUCCCUACUUCAUUUCCUUCUACAACCUGUUCUAUACCUCAAUGCCGUGUCUCUUCAUGGCGGCGUUUGACCAGGACGUGAAUGAGACUUACUCGCUGCGCUACCCCAAGUUGUACACGCCAGGCCUUAGAGACAUGCUGUUCAAUAAGAAGAUUUUCCUGUUAGGCGUGAUGGAAGGGUUCAUCACAUCCCUUAUAUUAUUUUUCAUCCCCUACGGGACGUUCUACUGGGCGACCAACCCCUGGGGCACGGACCUCGUCGACCAUCAGUCAUUUGGGGUUGUAGUCGCGUCCAUACUGGUGGUCGCUGUCAACCUACGGUGUGCGCUGGAUACGUCGUACUGGACUGGCUUCAACCACUUUGUGAUAUGGGGAAGCAUGAUCCUGUACUUCUGCUUCAUUCUCGCCAUGUACUCCAGCGUGUUCAACUACACGUAUAUGGGGGUGGCCUACCAGGUCUACUCCACAGCCAAUUUCUGGCUUUGUCUACUCCUCACCAUCACGAUCCUCCUUAUCCCGGUCAUCGCAUACCGCUUCUACUAUCUCGACAUGCAUCCCACGCUCAGUGACCGAGCCCGACUCAAACAGCGCAUGUCCAAAUCCAAGGCUCGCUCAGGUGACAUCACAAUGCGUCGUCAGUCGACACUGCGCCGCAGCACAAGAUCAUUACGCUCAGGCUACGCCUUCGCCCACCAACAAGGUUUUGGCGAGCUCAUCACCAGCGGCUUAAAUAUGCGACAACGGGUCGAACAAAGUGAGGCAAGAGAUAAUCCUGUCCAGUUAACUAAAAUUAAACGUAUAAACAGCUCAAACUCGCCACAAAACGGGAACAGCGCUUCAGAAGGAUCCCAUGUAAAUAACGUGUCGGAGCAUGAACAUGAUAAACAUGUAAUGUUAAGUGAAAAGCUCUGACGAAACCAUCCGAGUCAUUGAAAAGCUUUGAUAAAAUAAAACAAAUCUGUGAUUAUGUGAAUUUAUAUCAAGAUUGUAUGUCAAGUUAUUUAGAUAAAAUGCGUGAAGUCCUAUGAAAGAAAUCAGACGUCCCUAUUUUACAAAACUGAAAAUGUUCAGCUUGUGAUCAGUGUAUCUUCAAAAGAAAUGUUUAGAAAUAGAUAUGUUGCAAUAUUUGUAAAUAAGAUUUUACCAUAGUGUUAAUACAUAUGAUGUCAUAAUCUAGAAAUUUCAUAAAUUGUUAGAAAAAAUUGGGGUUAUUUUUUUCCUGUUUUUGUAUUAACUAUGUACCAUGCUUGAUUUCCUGCAUAAAAAAAUCCAAGUUCAGACUCUUAAAAUUUGUUCUUAAUAUUAUGCUCUUAUAUUCCCUUCAAAUAAAGAUUUUUUAAUUAAAUGAUUUAUUUUUCGACGGACUGUAUUAUGGUAUGCCAUUUUUCUUGUGUCUGAUGAUCCACUAAGCUGAGGUGUUUGUCCACCCAUCCGUCCAUACAGAAUCUUUCCUUUCUCUGGACCACAAUUUAUUAUCAGAAGAAGAUGCAAAGGUCAAGGGUCACUAUUACAGAACAUUCGCUUUAUAGUAUGACUUUAUCGUGGCUCCCUCGGUGCCAUUCAUCGUUGGUUAUAACCCUGUUGAAAAAUGUUUAGUUAAAAUUAAACCUAGUUAUAACUUUUUUCACUAUGUAUUCUUCCUAGUUCAUCUUACACUUAAUUCAGUUUUUCUGGUUUUGGAUUAUAAAUUGUCACGUUCUGUGUCUGUUAACUCAGCUGUAUUGAUAUCACAAACAAGUUGAGCUGCUUUUGGUAGAGCUGGUAUUGAUGUGAAUUUAAAGCCUUUUAUUAUUUAAAAUUGAAAACAAUUAGUCAACAUUAAAUUUAUUUAUUUUUUGAAAUGACAAAAUUUGAUUAAGAGAAAAAAUGAACUUUUUAAAGCAUGACAGGAAAAUUUAAUAUUUAAUUGUUUCAAUAAAAGCCUUUCCCCGAAAAUAUUGUUUUUACAUUAAUGUCUGAACUUGGUUUAGUAUUUCCCUUUUUAUCUACAUAAAAUGAUGUGAGUUUGAUAUGAAAUCACCUGUACAUAAAAGUUAUAAAGUAAUUAAUAUUUAGCCUCAUUGAAGGUUUAAAUCGUUUCUGUUAAAUGUGAGAAAAUAUGUGUAUUUUACAUUUUUUGUGUAUAUAUUACACAGGUAGCUGUAAUCUUCUAAUAUACUGCACUGUUUAAAUGUCUUUAAGUUUUUUCUAUCGAUUCAAAUAUUGUUCUAGUUUGUACAGAAAGUAUUACUAUUUUACAAUGAUGUUAUGAUUAUUAUUCUUGUACAUGUACCUGCUUGGCAAUGAGUAAUCAUUUGAACUGAUCUAACUGCUUUUUUCACUAGUCAUGGAGUCGGUCCAGACGUGUUUAUUGGAAUAACUUUCCUGUGAUUUCUGUGGCAAUAAUUUCUAUUUUAUUAAUGGAUGUACAUGUGUUUAUCCAUUUUUUAAUUGCUGACUUUGCCUGGUGAAUUUUCCUUCCAAUAUCUCUUGAUACCACACACACUUACCUUUGCUAAAAAUGUGGAAAAAAUAAUUCUGCAAAGGGAGAUAAUUACAGGUUAAAUAGACUUUCCUUCACAGAGGAAUACAAAUUGAUGUAAAUCUUUUCACAUAGAAUAGUUUUGCAUUUGAAAGGGGAAAUUAUAUAUAUAUGCACUUUUUGAAAUAUCUUGUUAAUAGAUUUAAAAUUCUGUAAAAAAUAAUUACAGACUAUACAGGAUGUAUGUGUUAGUACAUGUAUUAUAUUAUGUUGGUAACUAUUUUAUGGUGUGUAAGUAAAAAAGAAACAUUGAUAUUGCUAAUUAACUGGAGAGAAAAGGUUAUAAGGAUGAUAUUUUAUAGUAUCUCCCUUACUAUCACGCGACGAUAGUAUCAAAGGGUGAUAUAAUAUUGUAUACUAUCUCCCUUACUAUCAUGAGACGAUAGUAUCAAAGGGUGAUAUAAUAUUGUAUACUAUCUCCCUUACUAUCACGCGACGAUAGUAUCAAAGGGUGAUAUAAUAUUGUAUACUAUCUCCCUUACUAUCAAGAGACGAUAGUAUCAAAGGGUGAUAUAAUAUUGUAUAAUAUCUCCCUUACUAUCAAGAGACGAUAGUAUCAAAGGAAGAUAUAAUAUUGUAUAGUGUCUCCCUUACUAUCACGAAACGAUAGUAUCAAAGGAUGGUAUAAUAUUGUAUAGUAUAUCCCUUACUAUCACGAGACUAUAUUAUCAAAGGAUGAUAUAAUAUUGUAUAGUAUCUCCCUUACUAUCACGAGACGAUAGUAUCAAAAGCAGGUUCAUUUAAGCAAACUUUUGGACAAUGAAGUAGUCUUGCAAUUAAAUAAAAAUACAGUAACAAUUGUAUAGGUACACAUAAAAGCUACGGGUAUGUGAGAUUGAGAUUUGUUUCGAAUUGAAGUUUAAAAAAGAUAGAAAUACUUGUUGCAUAUUUCAGCCUUUUCCCCAAAUAUUUUAUUUUUCAUUAUUUUUUUCAUUUUAAGUUUAUUUAUUUUUUAACUUGUCAAUUUGUAUUGGUCUUUCAGACUCUGAUUAUGAGUUUAAAGAUCAUAUUUAAAUGUCAUGUUUUGUUAUUGUUCUAUUCGUUAGAAAUUACUGUUUCUGAUAUUUGCUGUCAAUUUCUGUUAUUUUGCUAAAUAUGAUAGAUCAGGUCCCGUAGUCAAUAAACCAUUCUCAUGCUCAAACUCACAUUUUUUGCUCAAGCCAAACCCCUUGUUUUGGUGAUAAAUGAAUAAUGAAACAUAUUUGAUCAAUGAUUUAUAAAAAUUCUGGAGACAAUUAUUAACACUUUAUUUUUUCACCAUGUCACAGGAUUUAAAUGAGUUGCAAGAAAGUUGAUUUGAGCACAGAAUUAAGGCUUGAACAUGAGAACCGUUUUAGUAAUACGGUCUCAGGUAUAUACAUCAGGGGAACAUCUAUGUUCAGUUUAAAAGGUGGCUGUUGGCCAAAGUGAUUCAGAACUGAAAGUUCUUUAAUAAGUUCACUUUGUUUCUUAACUCAUGAAAGCUCUCUGGGAUCUUUCCUUUCCUGAAAAUAUGUCAUUCACAUGCAUAGAAUUUAGGAUUUCAUUCUUUGAAAAUUUCGCAAAAUGUUUUUGUUUGUCUUUUGGAUGUUGGUCCUUCUUCGGGUUUGUGUGUUAAAUUUUAUUUAAAAGUCUAACGUAUAUUCAAUUUAUAAAAAUGAUAUUAUUGAAAUCAUGCUAUCAUUGACCAAAUAUAAUACACCUUAAAAACUGGAUAUAUACAUGAAAAAAUAUAUAUAUAUGCAUAUUUUUUUUUUAAUGAAAUAGGAUUUCGACUGUUUAUUUUCUUUUUGCUAUAAUGUUUCUUCUCAAAUAUUCAUUGUAGAAUAUUUACUAUGACCAUUCCUUUUGUUUCCAUCAUUUAGUGCAAUUUUGAACGUUAAUUUGAAAAAAUAAAUCUCUAAUUAAUGCUUAAUUUCAAAACUGCAAAUAGAUUUGACCUAGCAGCAGCUAACAAAAAUUAGGGAACUUAAAAACUUGUUGAGUUUUGAUGUUAAUUCAAAAAUGAAAUAAUUCUCAGAUCAAAAGCUGUUUCAGUCUUAAAAUCAAGAUGAAAGCAUUCUUUAAAAAGGAUGCCAUUUGCUGAUUUUAUCUCAGAUUCAUCAAUUGUUAGAUAUAAAAUUCAAAUGUUUUGUGUUCACCCUAGAUAAUUUUAAUUACAAAAUUGAAUAUAUAUCUAUGUUAAAUAUGAAUAUUACUAUACAGGCUGAAAACAAUACUAGAGGGGAUUUAAGUGUGGAGGAGAUUGCAAAAGAUGAACGUUAACUAAAUGCUGCAUUAAACUGCAUAUAUAAAUAAAAAAAAUAUGGAUUCAUGUAGAAAAAGGUGAUAUAAAGUAAUAUUUCCAAGAACUGAUACUGUUUACUGCCAGCCUAUGUGAUGGGAUUGUGUCGGCUUGUUACUUUAUUUUAAUGUUUUAUUAGCGUAAGAACGUAAUUAUAAGAUACCGGUAGAAACGAUUGUACAAUAUGUAUACAUAUGAAUUUACUUUUUUUUGUUACAUGUACAUACAGUGUAGAAAUGUUGAAAGAUGUUAUUUUGGUUUAACUGCAGUGUCUUUAAAAAAAACAGUCUCAGAGACCAAUUUAAUAUCUUGGAGAAGCUACCAUCCAAUAUAUAUCUCAAAAUCACUUUACUAAUCCAGACAUUUUGUUUCUGGUAAAAAAAUCCAUUUUUUCAAACUUAACGAGAAAUUUCACUCAUGUUGAAAGAUAUUAUGAUGUUUAUUCCAACUAACAGUCGUAGAAAGAAAAAAUACCCUUAUAAGUUUACCUAAACAUCUGAAAAUAUUUACCUAUAUGAAAAUUCACUCCAAGUCUACCUGUAUGAAAGUUCACAACAUAUCUACCAGUAUGAAAGUUAUCCCUGAGAAACUUAGUUACCUGUAUGAAAGUUAUCCCUGAAAAACUUACCUGUAUGAAAGUCAUCCCUGAGAAACCUACCUGUAUGACAGUUAUCCCUGAGAAACUUACCUGUAUGACAGGUUUCCCUGAGAAACUUACCUGUAUGACAGUUCUCCCUUAGAAACUUACCUGUAUGAAAGUUCUCCUGAGAAACUUACCUGUAUGAAAGUUCUCCCUUCGAAACUUACCUGUAUUUAUUAGUGCUACUUUUUUGUAGCUUAAUGGAUAACUGGUGUAAAAUAUUGAUUUACAAGAAUCCAAAGACGUUUUAUACACAGAUUCUUUUGAUGUAUUUAUCAUUAUCAUUUGUUAUCAUUUAGCUAAACAUUUUACUGCAUACUUUCCUCACUAUCCAAUUUUAUUACACUUGGGAAUCUAUACAGAUAAAAACACAUCCUUUUUUUGGGGAUGUAUUAUGUAAAUGUUAACAAUUGUGUAUAGUGGGCCCCAGGGGAAAUAGUGCUGCCAGCGGUUGUGGUCAAAAAGUGUCUCCCUGCCCUCCCUUUUCCCAACCCUAUCUAUGUUAUGUCUGAAUUAGGCCUUAGAUAUAUAAAUCAUACCGUAGGUAUCAGUAUAUCAUUGUAUAGGUGUUAUGAGCAUUUUAGAUGUUUAUCAAAAAACAUUAACGUAAAUAGAUUUCUUAAAAAAAAUAUGUAAAUAAUUUAAUUUGUAAACAAAUGUCUUGUGCAAUCCAUUUAUAAAUAGAGACCAUGAAAUGUUUGUUAUUUUCAAACUUGGUUUAUUUAUUAUUGAGCCAGGUGUACAUUCCUGGAGAGUAAAACAAUCAUGUAAUUACCACCCAACCAGGUGUCUAGAUCGUUGAUAGAAAGAAUGUGUUAUUACUUAGUGGAUAACUUUGUACAUAUUCAUGUUCAUUUUUCAGCAUUUACAGUUGAUUGUAAUAGAUUAACUUUGUCGUCGAUUAUUUCAACAAUAAACUUUCUUCUCCUCGUUGGUUUUAAUGGUGAAAGGUGAUUUAUUGUGAUAAGGGACCCUAAUAUUAAAUCUUACAUUUGCUUAUAGGUUGCAGUUUACUGGACAAAUUUUUAACUCAUUUACCCCUGAAGACACAUUUGAACUCUUACAAUUCAAAGGUUUGAAUAGUUCAUUAUGAAAUUUCAGGGGUGAAUGAGUUAAUAACUGGAAACUUACCCUAAUUGGACGAUUUCUUUCCUGAAUCUCCAAAAGUAAAACAAUUAUUUUAAGAUUAGAGCUUUUUGCAUAAAGUUCGGGAAUGUUUGACCAAUUGUGAAAAAAGGAGUAUUGGAUAAAAAGAAAAACAGAAGAUACCUUUUUAUAAUCUUUAAUUAUCACAGAUCAACCUUGUCAUAUUUCAUUAAUACAUCCAUGAUGAAUUUCAUUUGAGGAAUUAUUCUUUUAAAAUAAAACCUGUGUAUUACAUUGUAUACAGUUUUCAUUUGAAGAUUGUGUUCAGGUAAAAACCAACAUAUCCUAGCAUUAUACAGCUAGCUCCCUAUACGUAAGUAUAUAACAUUAGAUAUAUGACUUGUGUACAAAUGCUCAGUUUUUUAUUUGCUUUGAUGAAAGAAAUGAAUUUUUAACUUAGAUAAAUUCCGAGGAUAUUUUAAUCUGCGGGUAUGUUUGUCAACUGCUGUUUCAGUGUUAUUGUAUACAUAUAAUUCAUACAUUACCUGGUAACCUAACAGUAUAUCAUUCAUUGUACUUAGGAGCACCUAUUUAACUCAUACACCGCUUAAGACACGUUUGAACUCAUCCAAUUCAAAGGUUGGAAGAGUUCAGUAUGAAAUUUCAGGAGUGAAUGAGUUAAGAACUCAUCAUUAUUUCUGCUUCGUAAAAUUUGCUGAUGGCCAUUUGCUAUAUAUUUUAGAUUGUAUGCAUGUUUUCUGACGUAAUCCUGAAGCGUAACGUAUGAGGUCUGGAGAAAACGUAGCAUACUCAUCAGACCACUAGUUUGAGAUUUUGUUUCUCCCAUAAAAUGACCCCCACCAAAGGUCACGGACUGGUAUAAAGGUUUGGAUUUACCACGGUACUCAGUGAAAUGCAAUUAUUUGUGAUUUAUGAGAAAUGCGUGAAAAAAAUAUAGAUGACAGAAUUUAAUUAUGCAUUUUUUAUUUACUAGGAGCAAGCAUUGAUUUCAUGAAUCAACAGAGACAUUUUCUUUAGCUCAAAUUUUCCAGGAAAACAACUGCUUAUGUUAAGGAAAGAUUUUUUUUGUUUAACAGGCGGGGGCCUGGAGUUGAGAUUUUAUUAAUUCAUUAUUGAACUUUGUUGUCCCAUAUGUAACAGAAACUUCUAACAUUGCGAUUUUGUAUCAUUUGAUUCAAAUGUAAAUGUUGUACUGAUGGUAAACUAGUUAUUUUAUUUGGGUCCAUUACCUUAUAACUUAACUACAUAUCACGUGUUGAUACACACACGGUUUACACUUUUGAUCACUGUCACUCCCAGAUAAGUCUCAAAAUAUUCUCAAGGAUUUCACUUUUGAUGAUAAUUAGGCAUUUACUGCUGACCACAUUUGAUAAUUCGUAAAUGAUGACAUUUUUAAUACGUUUGCAAAUGUUCUCCUUAUGGAAGAAUUUUUUGAAGAAAUUCAAAAAAGUGAUCAAGUUGGAAUUAAAAAAUAAGUUUACUUUUAGUGAAAAUAAAAAGGGUAGAAUUUUUAUAAACUUCAACAUUUUUAUUUUUUUUCAUUUUAUUCACUUUUUUUAAAUGGGUCAUUUUAGAUUGGAAAAAAAUAAAACCUGAAUUUCUCAUAUAUUACUGACACGUCUUGAGUGAAUUAACUUCAAGCACUGCACUGGACUAGUAUAGUUAUAUCACAGAUACUUGAUAACACAAGUAGAGACACUGAGAUAUACAUGUAUAUAGGCUACUGAUGUUUAUUGCCUACUUCAACACAUUCAAAAUAUUGGUGACCAAUCAUGAAUUCCAGAUUACCCCGGUAGGAGCAUAUUUGUACACAUGGGAAUUUUUGUGUUUUUGACUUUUCACAAUUUUAGUGAUGUGAACAUUUCAGUAUUGGCAAUUUGGAUAUGUUUGUGUAUGCUUUUGCAAGUUCAUGAUGUAUAGAUUGGGAAACGUGAAAAUAAUAUUUUUUUUUAAAAGAGGAAAAAAUUGUUAUACAAAAUUUCUGUAUAUACAGUGCAUACUUCAUAAAUGCAAUCUUUGAUUCCUUAGAUUUUUUUAUUUUUUUUCUCCUUUAAUUUCUCAUACACAGGAGAUUUAAUUAAGAAAUUGUGGGUCACUAAUGAUAACAGAAUUGUGUCUAUGCAUCGGUAAUUUGAUCGGCUAUUUUCUGCCUUGGCAGUUUGUAUUGCAUGUGACUGAGCAUGAAGAUUAUGUACAAGAGAUAUUGAACAAAGAUAUAUGUGUUACAAUGCAAAGCGGUAUUUGUAUGUAUACGUUACUGUGACAAAGUUAAAUGGUCCAUUGAUUUUAUUGAUUAUAUAUAUUAUACAUAUUUGAUUGAUUAUAGUUGAAAAUUUCUUAUGUUGAAAGCAAUAAAUUAUCUAUUUUUACCAUCA